CCAAAUAACCGAAGCGUUUGCUUUUUUCAUGUUGGAACCAGGAAAAUUUUGACAAUUGCGUGUGCCGACUGUCUAUCCUAGGCAGCAGUUGUUGUUGUUGCCCAGACCCCAGACCCGAGAAUGUGCGCAAUCGUCGUUUCCAUCGAAGUUUUGAAAACACAAACAGCGCACUUGGACACGGACAGUGUAGUGUAGACAAUAAAACACCUUAAGUAUGUGGGGGUACUAAGCCCUUGGUAUUUAUGUAUACGAAUAACCCCGCGUACUUCUUAGUUCCCUUUAAGUGCUUUUCUCCGAUUUCUCCAAAACGCUACUAGAAACGGGUCCUUAGUAGCACCUUAGUAGCAGCAGCUUAAAAUUUUAAGUUUCCACCAAUAGGAGCGAGACUCGUAGCUCAAACGGGUGACGAUAUUCAAAUGAGUAGUGCUGUUUCUCCUGAAUCGAUACGAAACUUGGCACUACCUUAAUUAUCGAUAUAGAAAGUCAUGAUGGGUAUAAAAGGCGGCCCUUUUGGCGUUCAAAUUCUACUCUCCAAACUGUCAAAAAUGAAAUCGUUUUCAAUUUUCUUCCUUCUACUCGUCUCGUUGGCUGUCGCCGCGGAGGCCCAACUUACCAAGCAACGAUCGUCCAGCACGUCGAAUAAUCCUUCGACAAGCCGCAACUUUGCCGCCAUUUUGAAAGCGGAAAUGGCCAUUCGAUCGAUUCCAUCCAGCGCCAAAGCGUGUUUGGACCGAUUUUCAAUGGCGGCCAACGGAACUGUCCGUCCCACCAUUUCCAACUCCAUCAACGGGCAGAGGCAGUGCAGCUUCUUCAUAGACGCACCCGCCAAUAAACUCAUCCAGAUGACCUGCUCGGUCGUCAGACUAAAUAGUUCGGGUGCCGAAUUAGUUAUUUACGGAGGUGCCGAAAUCAACGUCAAUCCGCCCGUCGUCAAUCGAAUUUACACUUCAAGGAGCAACAACAUGUUCCUGUUUUCCAGGGUCGACAAAACCGACUGGUUCGACUGCAAAUGGAAAAUGAUUCCCGAACCACAAACAACUGAAUAUCAACUUUGUCGCGAUGGAACGUCCGCCACUCCCAACGGGACCAUUCAGCUAUCAGCGGACGAUACCAGCACAGAUCCGAGAAUGUGCAUGUUUGUCAUUACCGUUCCUUCCGACCACCGAAUUCAGUUGAUGUGCACCAACGUUACACUCACCAGCCCAGAAAACUUUUUACAGGUCCAAACGAUUUCCGAAACUGUGAUAGCCGAUCCACCUGCAAUGAAUCGGGUCUACACUUCGACCAGCGAAAUCAUUUACCUGUUUUCUCAAUUCAGCAAUCAAGACUAUUUCAAAUGCCAAUGGACGACGGUGAUGAUCCCACCACUGACAACUGAUAACAAACUCUGUCGGGAGACAAUCACGAAAUCUGCCAGCGGACACAUUCAACCGUUAAUGGCUAACGGCACAAAUGUUCAACCGAAUUCUUGUUCGUUUAUCAUCGAAGUGCCUCCUAAUCAAUUGACUGAGAUUUCUUGCCCGGUCAUCAAUUUCACUAGCCCAGGCAGUUAUUUGCAUUUCAGCGGAAUUUCCGAUUUAAACAUGGCCCUUACGCCUCUGGCCAACCGAGUAUACACUUCCGGCGUCGAUUUGAUUCAUUUGAAUUCUCAAAUUGACGUCAGUAAAGAUUGGUUUAAUUGCACAUGGUCAGCUGUUCCGGAACCAUCGACGACGGAUUUCAAACUCUGUCGCCAUGGAGGAACAACAUCGUCCAGUGGGACCCUCCAACCAUUUUUGGACGGUCUAACAACGGGAGAACCGAGAGAAUGCUAUUUCUUCAUUGAAUUGCCUUUGGAUGAACAAAUUGAGUUUUCGUGUUCAUCCAUUAACUUGUCAAGUCCUGGAAGUUAUUUGCGGGUCGUCGGUGUGUCUGAUUUUGACGAGAAUCCGCCCGUAGAAAACGGAAUUUAUUUGUCGAAUGGAAGGAACGUCCUUGUGUAUUCGAAAUUCAACAACGGGGAUUGGUUCGAUUGCAUUUGGGCGUCAACAACCUGCCCUGUUCCAGUGACGACAGGCGCUGCAACUUCAACGGCAAGUACAACAGCAGUCACGACACCAGCGACUACCUCGUCGACAACUACCACCGCACAGCCAACCACCUCAACAACAAUGCCAUCAACUACGUCGACCACAACAUCUGCGCCAACAACAUCGACUACACCAUCCACUACACCAUCCACUACACCAUCCACUACACCAUCCACUACACCAUCCACUACACCAUCCACUACACCAUCCACUACACCAUCCACUACACCAUCCACUACACCAUCCACUACAACAUCCACUACAACAUCCACUACACCAUCUACAACGACUUCAACAACACCCCAAACAACAACGAUUUCAACUACUACCACCGCACAGCCAACCACCUCAACAACUAGACCAUCAACUACGUCGACCACAACAACAACAUCCACUACGCCAUCUACAACGACUUCAACUACACCCAAAACAACAGUAGCCUCAACCACUACCACUCCACAGCCAACCACCACAACAACAAGGCCAUCAACUACGUCGACACAGCCAACUACAACCACGCGACCAACAACGACUACCGUCGCACCUGUGACCUGCUCUGCUGUAAUCUCGGUCUCAGGAACUCAAUCACCUUGCGGGACUUGUACGAUACUGUCGACAACCAGCGGGACAAUCCAGUCUCUUAACUACCCCAAUGACUACACUGCUAAAUUGGACACCAACUGCCUUUAUACGAUCACUGCACCACCGGGCAAGAGAAUCCAACUGACAUUCACCACGUUCGUCGUGGAACUAAAUUGGGACUUUAUUUAUGCAAGUUGAUUUAAUUCUAGUUCA
This is a messenger RNA of Daphnia pulex (common water flea), 2864 nucleotides long. RefSeq lists its product as uncharacterized. The transcript has 10 exons. Bases 486 to 2849 code for a protein of 787 amino acids. Lineage: Eukaryota; Metazoa; Arthropoda; Branchiopoda; Diplostraca; Daphniidae. The record is from RefSeq and is a predicted model, not a curated record.